AUGACCAUAGAUGCUGAAACCACGUCUUCGAACACUUCAUCUGAGGGUUUUGCUGUUUUUAGUCUAGAUCCUUCUCACCCUUUCUAUGUCCAUCCGUCGGAUAGUCCUGGUACUCAUUUAGUUUCUCCUCCGUUUGAUGGCACUGGUUUUGUUGCAUGGAGGAAAAGUAUGCUUGUUUCUCUGUCUGCCAAAAAUAAAUUGGGCUUCAUUAAUGGUCGGCAUGAUAAACCUUUAGUAGAUUCUCCUUAUUAUCCCUUUUGGGAAAGGUGCAAUGACAUGGUGAUCGCUUGGAUCACCAAUUCUCUCUCUAGGGAUAUUGCUACCAGUGUAUUGGGGUACGACACUACUAGGGAAAUCUGGUUAGAUAUAAAUGAAAGAUUUGGACAGUCUAAUGGAUCUAAAUUCAUCCAAAUUCAGAGGGAGAUUGGAACUAUAUCUCAAGGGACUUCAGAUAUUGCAUCUUAUUUUACUAGGUUGUGA
Messenger RNA from Nicotiana attenuata, 480 nucleotides. RefSeq lists its product as uncharacterized. Bases 1 to 480 code for a protein of 159 amino acids. The record is from RefSeq and is a predicted model, not a curated record. Lineage: Eukaryota; Viridiplantae; Streptophyta; Magnoliopsida; Solanales; Solanaceae. The transcript has a single exon.